Molecule: messenger RNA, 1755 nt
Organism: Ectocarpus siliculosus
Lineage: Eukaryota; Phaeophyceae; Ectocarpales; Ectocarpaceae
Source: the annotation of a GenBank genome assembly
AUGGGCGGGAAGAGGAAGAGAGGAAGCCGGGGACGACAUACACACGCACAGACACAUAGAAAACGCGUGGACCACGACAAGGUAUUCAAGGGGCUCACAUCUCUACGCGAGGCGGGCAUCUGCCCCAAGUGGCUCGUGCUCGAUGACGGCUGGCAGUCCACCUCCAACAGUGACGCCCCCAACGGGGAGCAAUGGAUGGACCACCUGACGUCGAUCAAGGCAAACGGGAAAUUCCGGGACGAGAAGGAAGGGACGGACCUGUCCCGUACCGUGAAAAGGGCCCAAGAGGAGUUCGGCAUCGACUACUUUUUGGUUUGGCACGCCAUCGCCGGGUACUGGGCGGGAGUAGACCUCGACUCCCCGGACUUGGUUAAGUACAAGCCGCGCCGGGCUUUGCUGAACCGACCACCUGGUAUCGUGGAGGUGGACCCGGACAUGAAGAUGUUCUUCCGCGUGUCCAAGUUCCUGAACAAGCGUUUCGGGGUCGUGCCCCCCGAGAAGAUCCGGUCCUUCUACGACGACUACCACCGCUACCUCAGGUCCCAGGGAGUGCACGGAGUUAAGGUCGACGCGCAGUCGGUGGUAAACUUUUUAGGUCGGGGGAACGGGGGCAGCGUGAUGCUCGCGAGGGCGUUCCACACCGCCCUGAGCAAGAGCGUGAGGAAGUACUUUUCCGACAGCGACGGGGAGAAGGGGGAGGGCGGCCGCAUCAUCCACUGCAUGUGCCACGACAGCGAGAUUCUCUUGCAGCUCCCGGCUUGCUAUGGGCGACAACCCGUCAUCCGCGGUUCGGAUGACUUCUACCCGAGAGACAAGGGGAGCCACAGCCCGCACAUCUACGCCAACGCGUUUAACAGCCUCAUGAUCAGCAGCUGUGGCCUGCAGGACUGGGAUAUGUUCCAGACGAACAUCGGAGACGCGAGCUGGAUGCACGCGGCUUCACGAGCGGUCAGCGGCGGGCCGGUGUACAUAAGCGACAGACCAGGCGACCAUAACACGGAGAUAUUGCGGCGAAUGGUGCUGGAGGACGGGGGGGUACUCAAGCCUCCGGCCAACGCUUUGCCGUGCCUCAAGUCGCUGUUCGUCGACCCUCAGAGGGAGGAGGACGCCCUCCUGUCCAUCUGGAACGAGUGCGAGGCGCCUGGGCAUGGGGUCGUGGCGGUGUUUAACCUGUUCGGGUCGGCGUGGAGCCAGGGGCGGCGGACUUACGCGCCGGUCCGCACCUCCAGCGGGGCCCUGAGCGGGGUCCCCGUGAAUGGGGAACCUGCGGGGCAGAACGGGGGGGAGGGGGGCGUGGGGGUGGGGGGAGGGGUCAGGCCCAGCGACUGCCACCGGCUCUUGCGCGACCACAGGGCGGAGGUGAAGGAGGCGGGCGUUGUCGGGGACGACUCGAGGUACGCGGUCUACUUCCACUUCGGCGACCGACUGGGGGUCGGCGGAUUGGACGACGAGCACCCCCUCGUCUUGUCCAAGGGGAAGUGUGAGGUGGCGGCCAUCAGCAAGGUCCUCACAUUCGACACUGUGGCCGGGACGGAGGGGAAGUGGGCGAGCAUUGGCUUAGUCGACAUGUUCAACGCCGGCGGCGCCAUUGUCUCGGAGAAGCUGUCCUAUCAAGGAGGCAGAGCUCAGGCGGACAUGACGCCGGGACCGCGAGGGAGUCCCGUCCCUAGAGCUUGCGCUUCCCACGGGGUACACGGGAAAGCCCAGGUCGCUGGUGGUGCAGUGGGACAAGGAUUCGCGGCUUGCCGCCGGUAG